AUGAAGUCGGCUGCUCCUACUCCUCCUCCACCUGCAAGUGCUCCUCCAGCUGCAGGUGCUCCUCCGGCUGCUACUCGAUCAAAGGCUAGCUCCACUCCAACUCCGGCUGCAAGUGCUCCUGGCACAUCCACUCCUUCAGCACCGGCACCUGCACCCACACCUUCACAAGCAGCUCCAGCAAAUGCAUCAAAACCGCCUCCAGACAAGUUACCCAGGAAAAAGAUAAUAUUGCGGCUGCAACGGGAAGAAAACCGGUGUGACUGCUUCGGAGAGACGAUAGAACAUCAGUAUAACGAGGGUUUCAAAGAUAUGAGCACAUAG
Cooperia oncophora is the source of this 321-nucleotide messenger RNA. The record is from the annotation of a GenBank genome assembly. Lineage: Eukaryota; Metazoa; Nematoda; Chromadorea; Rhabditida; Trichostrongylidae.